AUGCCCCGCCACGUCCUAUCUGCCAUCUUCCGUGACGAAGAAAAGGAGAGCAUCGCCGCCGACCUGAACUUUAUGAACUCCGUCAUUAGCGGCUACACUUCCAACCCUGUCCACACAGCAAUCCCUGCUGGUACCGCCUACGAGGUCGACUAUGAGGUCGAGAUUGCGCCUGGCAAGGAGAUCGACCACAAAGAGCUUGGACCGUUCAGACCCUCGAAAGCAGAGAUCAACCAGGCCCUAGCCUACAUCGACGACGUCAAACAGCAAGCGAGCUCAGAUCAGCGCACCACCGUCCGCCCAGGACCAAGGUCUCCAAGGUCGCUUCGGACGAACGAACUGUGA
Apiotrichum porosum is the source of this 342-nucleotide messenger RNA. RefSeq lists its product as uncharacterized. Lineage: Eukaryota; Fungi; Basidiomycota; Tremellomycetes; Trichosporonales; Trichosporonaceae. The record is from RefSeq and is a predicted model, not a curated record. The transcript has 2 exons. Bases 1 to 342 code for a protein of 113 amino acids.